Messenger RNA from Ilyonectria robusta, 840 nucleotides. RefSeq lists its product as uncharacterized. The coding region runs from base 1 to 840 and encodes 279 amino acids. The record is from RefSeq and is a predicted model, not a curated record. The transcript is spliced from 3 exons. NCBI's taxonomy places the organism in Eukaryota, Fungi, Ascomycota, Sordariomycetes, Hypocreales, Nectriaceae.
AUGCCAGCACACCAUCUCGAGGACUCGGAGGGGCAGUGUGAGGGACGCAACGCGCUGGGCGUGUUGGAGCGGGCCACAUGGGCGCGCACAUGCCCACAUGCAAGGGAGCGGGGACUGCAUGAACGUUUUGGACGACCCGUUUCGUCAUCGCCAAGCUUGGCUCGAAGAGUCGAAGAGGGUCAUGGGCGGCGGAAGCGUAACUAUCGCCGCAAGGGAUGGGCGGUGGGAGACGAGGGGUGGUACUCGACAGUCAAAGACCCGACAGUUCAAAGACUCGAGCGGCAGGCGAACCACCAGAUACGGCCGUCUCCUCAACACCAGGGCCAGGGAUCGACACACGAACCCAAAAAGGUUGUCAAACGGCACGGCACUGCAGCAGCCUGGACACCCACACCCACAGCGUUACCCAUGACACUCUACUACUAUACCACAGCCGUCUAUGGCAUUUCACUGGAGACGGAAGAUGGCCAUGGCAAAGACCUGCAGGAUCGCCGUGGUCCUAUCAAGGUACUGGCCGGCAUGGGUGAGCGGGUGGCAUGGUCCGAUGGAGAGUUGCACAACUGCCUCACACCAUCACCGGUCGGGAUGGACCAGCAUCGAAGCCAGCAAAAGAGGAAUCACCACGGCGGUGGCGGCGUCGGUAUCGGAUUGUCGGAAGGGUCACGGUUCCCCCCAGGCGAGAAGCCCACUCAUCUCCAUCGAAACGCCACUCCCGGGCUUGAGCGGCAGACAGGGAAAAAACCCGGUGCUUCCCAAGUUGGCGAUGGAGGCCAGUGGGAUGAUGGCGGCGAUGAAACGAGGUCCGGGGUGAGAGCUGAUGCCGGCAAAUCAGGUGACUGA